AUGAAACAUUGGUUAAUACCUCGUUGUGUCAUGCCUGAUUUUACAUGGUCUGAUGACGCCCGACCGGUCUUGAGCGACCAAAUACCAUCGACUCCUCGGCCAACACACCCACGACUGCGCCAAUUUUGGGGGUUUCUCCACCAUUAUCUGAGACGCUUUUCUCGAUCUUAUCGCAGCUGGCUUGGAAUAACUUACGACAAUCAGAUCGCCCAACUUCUAUUUGGAUUGUUUUUGAAAUGGUCCGAUGGUACUCGCAUCGAGGAAGUGUUAUCUAUGCAAGUUGCACGAAGCGCAGGUCUCCCAUUUCCAAGGGUGAUUUGCUAUGGCGACCAUCCUGAUACACCCCAUGCACCUGUCUCUAUUCUCAUGACUCGCAUACCCGGUGAGGAACUGGGUCGGGUCUACGAAACACUUAGCAGCGAGGAUAAGAGCUCGAUUCUAGAGGAGCUUAAAGACUAUCUAGAGACCAUACGAGGGUGGUCGAGUCUAUGGGGUGGGCAAAGAAUUUGUUCUCUUCAAGGCACCUCCGUCAGAAGUAUCCGCGUUCCAAAUCAUUUUGCCGGACCAUUUGAGUCAGAGGUGGACUUGAAUGAGUAUCUUAUACGACCCGCUUGGUCGGGUGGUUUUUCGUCGGACACGAAAUACAACGAUGCACUCAAUCGCACUAAAAGAAUGAGAAGCUUGCCUCAUCGUGUUGUUUUUACUCACGGAGAUCUAAAGCACCAUAAUAUUAUGGUACAAGGGAAUCAGCAGGCUGGUAUCCUGAAUAUUGGGACUUCACUACUGCAUUGCGUUUCACACCGGAGGACUUUUGGUGGUACAGUUUUGUGA
Molecule: messenger RNA, 831 nt
Organism: Penicillium expansum
Lineage: Eukaryota; Fungi; Ascomycota; Eurotiomycetes; Eurotiales; Aspergillaceae
Product: Aminoglycoside phosphotransferase
Exons: 1
Coding region: 1-831 (276 amino acids)
Source: RefSeq, a predicted model, not a curated record